GGUGGGGGUGGGGUUGGGGUGGACAGUCCGCGGAAGGCGGCCGCUGUUACUGCUGCUGUUGGGGAGGGAGGGAAGAAGACGGGCGUUGAGAGCCCGCGGAGGGCGGAGCCUGAGCGGGGGCGGAAGAACGGGGGCGGGCAUCGGCGCGGCGUGAGCGUCGGGAGCGGCGUGAUACAGGAAUCCGACUCGUCUGCGUCCGCGGGUAUCGGCACAGGCAAGACUGCGCCGAUCGCGAUCCCUGCGUCUUCAGCCUCCCUCGCCGCCGCCGCCGCCGCCCUCGCCUCAAACUCGAACUCGAAUCCGGCAUCGGGCACGUCCUCGCCUUCAUCAGCACGCAUCCGCUACCGCGAGCAGGGCGUCGACGAGCUGCUGCAGCUCAAGCUGCACCAGGCCCUAGCCGCCCAAGGCGACACGCCUCCCCCGCCCGGAUCGACGAUUGUGCUUGCGACGGGAGAUGGGAAUGCCGGGCAGUUUAAUGAGGAUGGGUUUAGGGGGUGUGUAAGGUUGGCGCUGAGGCGGAAGUGGAAGGUGGAGCUGCACGCGUGGGAGGGCGGGACGAGCCGGAGCUGGGCGAGGGAGUUUGGAAGGGAGGCGGGGUUUAGUAUUGAGAAGAUGGACCGGUUCGCGACGGAUUUGAUCGUCGCUUGA
This is a messenger RNA of Peniophora sp. CBMAI 1063, 648 nucleotides long. The record is from the annotation of a GenBank genome assembly. Lineage: Eukaryota; Fungi; Basidiomycota; Agaricomycetes; Russulales; Peniophoraceae.